Molecule: messenger RNA, 954 nt
Organism: Protopolystoma xenopodis
Lineage: Eukaryota; Metazoa; Platyhelminthes; Monogenea; Polystomatidea; Polystomatidae
Source: the annotation of a GenBank genome assembly
GUGUCUCUGCCUUCUGGUCCACUCAAUUUCGCCUGCUCCAAUUAUGUCUCUUCACCGGCCCAGACACAUCUUGCCGGCUCGACUCAUCUAAGUCUUACAAGGCCAGAGCAUGCGCGUCUCGAUCUCACUCAACAGGUCGACCACAGUUGUUCUACCAAUACAAGCCUCCCCACAGGAACCAAUACCAUGGUUACUACAACGGCCACUGACACAACCAGCACUUCCACUUCUGCCACUGCCACGACUGUCACUGUAUCCUGCGCUCUCCAGCAGAAUCAUCAGAGUGGUCCUAGGGUUCAGCUAGUCGUUUUUGCGGUAAUAGAUGAAAAUAACUAUCCCGUCAUCUGCUUUCAACACUCACUCUCUGUUCCCAAGCUGUUCGCUUAUUUGUCGAAAAUUGGACUAAUGUCCUGCAUGCUGCACAGUCAUGUCGGAGUGAGAAAUCAUCACGCUAAAGUCCCCAUUUGGUUGUACUCAUGGCAUCCAAGUCACAUGUACGCACAGCAACAGUUGUGUGAUGUCCUCUUGCUUUGCUUGUUGAUUGGCUCGACGAGAAAGGCGCAGAGGCAACGCUCUGCCAGACGUUGCAGUGAACGAUGCUGUUUUGGUCAUGCAACACUCAACAGGCCCCCUUUGGCUUGCAAAGAUUUGCCUUCAGGUGAGGUUCGACGGGGUCAUCAAGAGCGCUUGAAUGACGAUUGCUCGCAUUCCAAUGAGCACUGGUCUCUUACUCUCUAGCUUUUGCAUACACUCGCACGGGCCAUGUCAGCAUUUUUUGGUAAUCGAUUCUCUCACAUGGCCGUUAACGCCUCGGCUCAAAUGCCUCUGAUGGUCUGUCUCCUCUUUUCCCAGUCUGGCUUUCCGGCUCCCUCUGUUUCCUCCAUCUCUCUGGCUCGACCUGACCUCGCCUUAAGCAAGUCUUGCGUCCUCCCGCACCCAUGUCUUCGCUUCUAG